Capsaspora owczarzaki ATCC 30864 is the source of this 2235-nucleotide messenger RNA. RefSeq lists its product as hypothetical. Gene Ontology annotation, cellular component: cytoplasmic dynein complex. Gene Ontology annotation, biological process: transport along microtubule. Gene Ontology annotation, molecular function: dynein light chain binding; dynein heavy chain binding. The record is from RefSeq and is a predicted model, not a curated record. The coding region runs from base 129 to 2075 and encodes 648 amino acids. Lineage: Eukaryota; Filasterea; Ministeriida; Capsasporidae. The transcript is spliced from 10 exons.
AUUGCUACUGUAUCUAUCGGUUUUUUUUUUGUUGUUCUAUCAGCAUGUUUUCCAACACCAUUUCUCUCUCUCUACCCCUCCCCCCAAAUUGAUCUGUAACGCCUCCUCACUCUUCACAAUUCCAAAUCAUGAGCGAUCGCAAGGCCGAAAUUGAGCGCAAAAAGAAGAAGAUUGAAGAGCUUCGCAAAGCGCGUGAAGGCAAUGCGGUCUCUGCCGCCACAACGUCGGGGCUGAGCUCUGGAGCGUCCAGCACAAGCUCGUCGCUCUCGACCGACAAGGAGACUGUGGACUCGUUGCUCUCGUCGCUGCUCGGCAGCACUCCCGCACCGCCGGCUGCCGUGGCAUCCACGAGCACUGCAACUGCUGCAGGCACGUCGACCGAGGGCACGUUGUCGACUGCAGCGACCACUCCAGCCGUCUCGAUCGAAGUCAGCUCCGUCCGUCCCGAAUCGAGCAUUGUUCUUGCCGCGUCCGAAGUUACUCGCAUGGUCCAACAUCCACAGGAAAUUAUCACAUACACAAAGGAAGUGCAAACCGAGCCUGUGGUUGACUUUGACGACGAGGAGGGUGACGAGGACGCACCACAGAAAAGUCGCAAGGCAGACGCAGACGCAGCCGCAGCUGCCGCCGCUUCUGCUGCUGCAGAGGCCGAGAAAAACGCGGCUGAGGCUAAUGCAGCCGCGGCCGCCGCCGCCGGGCAACCGAUUGUGCCACAGCUGUCGGAGGAUGAUCGCUCAGCAAUCGUCAAGUCGGAUCGCUUUUUGCAAUUUUUCGACCGCUCAUCGCGCUUGGUGGAGCGUGCUCUGAAUGAUUCCUAUGAUGUGACUGUCGACUAUUCCGGUGGUGCACAGACCGAUUCCGACAGCGACGCUGGGGCCAGCGAACGAGUCAGCAUCAACACAAAGUUUGUGGACGAGCGAUGGAGCGUUCAUCGUGCCAUCACGUCGAUGCAAUGGUCGCCCAAGCACCCCGAGCUGCUUGCUGUGGGCUACGGUAUCAAUCCGGCCUCGAGCCAGGACCCCGACGGUGUUGUGCUGUUGUGGAAUCUGCACUUGCCACAACGACCCGAGCUUGUGUUUACAUGCCAGUCGGCGGUCAUGUCGGUCUGCUUGUCCAAGUUCCACCCCAAUCUGAUUGUCGGUGGCACUUAUUCGGGCUCGAUUGUCUUGUGGGACACACGCGCCAAAACCACGCCCGUUCAGCGCACACCUCUGACCUCUGCCUGCCACACUCAUCCGGUCUAUUGCUUGGAAAUGGUCGGCACACAAAACGCACACAAUCUUAUUUCCGUUUCCACGGACGGCCGGAUGUGCGCUUGGUCGAUGGACAUGUUUGCCCAACCACAGGAGGCGAUCGAUCUCGCCAUCUCUGAGACCAAGAGCGAACCCCGGCACGAGCGACUGCCCAUUUUGGCUGCUACUGCGCUUGCCUUCCCAGAAGACGAAAUCGCUCAUUUCAUUGUUGGUGGUGAAGACGGCACUGUUGGUCUUGGAAGCCGUCAUGGCAGCAAGGCGGGUGUUCACAGCACCUUGGCGGGCCACCACGGCCCCGUGACUGCCGUUCACUCGCACCCUACCAUCAACAACUAUCGCGAUUUCAAUGACCUCAUCAUCUCCUCUUCGAUGGAUUGGAGUGUCAAGCUCUGGAGCAGCAAGUCACGCACCCCUAUUCACUCGUUCGAAGCAUCCGGCGACUACAUUUACGACGCCCAGUGGUCGCCAGUUCACCCCGCCGUUUUCGCCACUGUGGAUGGAGCCAGCCGAUUGGACCUUUGGAACCUCAACGGUGACAUUGAAGUCCCAGCUGUUUCGACCACUAUCGACGCCAAUGGCGCUGCCCUCAACCGUCUGCGCUGGUCGGCGGACGGCUCCAAGGUUGCUGUGGGCGAUGCGGAUGGUACUGUUCAUGUGUACAACAUUGGCGAGAAAUUUGCGCAACCUCGCGCCGAUGAAACAAGCAUUCUCCGCAGUACACUAGCGGAGCUCAAGGCGGCAGAGCUGUCGGCUCAGCAGCAGCAACAACAGGCACAGCAGCAAGCGCAGCAGCAGCAACAAGUGGCACAACUUGUGGCAUAAAAGCGCAGCAUAGGUUUAUGUGUAGAAACAAACGAAGCGUGUGAAAAGCCAACCGCUUUCCGUCUGUUGCUUUUGAGCCCGGGUGUGAUGUGCUUGAUGGAAUGCGAAUUGGAUAAGAAAAGUACAAAUAUUUCAUUGAUAUUUUUUUCUUUUUGGCGAC